Solea senegalensis (Senegalese sole) is the source of this 2811-nucleotide messenger RNA. Its product is annotated as solute carrier family 13 member 3-like. The record is from RefSeq and is a predicted model, not a curated record. The coding region runs from base 132 to 1940 and encodes 602 amino acids. NCBI's taxonomy places the organism in Eukaryota, Metazoa, Chordata, Actinopteri, Pleuronectiformes, Soleidae. Gene Ontology annotation, biological process: citrate transport; monoatomic anion transmembrane transport. The transcript is spliced from 13 exons. Gene Ontology annotation, cellular component: membrane. Gene Ontology annotation, molecular function: succinate transmembrane transporter activity; citrate transmembrane transporter activity; sodium:dicarboxylate symporter activity.
GGAGUUAACCUGUAGCCAAAGUGUUGUAGUUAAUCUUCCCCGAGCUCAGCUCAGAGGCUUCAAAGCGCAGCCACAGGCUCCUGUGUGCGCAACUCUGCUGCGCCCUUUUCCCCCGCAAAGAGACCCUGGAGAUGAAGCUUUCAGUGCUGUCCAAGAAGCUGUGGUGCGUCCGCAAGCAGCUGAUCCUCCUGCUCACUCCUCUGCUCUUCCUGCCUUUGCUUUUCACUCUGCCGGAAAAGGAGGGAAAAUGUCUUUAUGUGGUGGUGCUGAUGGCGAUGUUUUGGUGCACAGAGGCUCUUCCUCUGGCUGUCACUGCGAUGCUCCCCAUCUGCCUCUUCCCAACACUGGGGAUUCUCUCGUCCAAAACUCUGUGUCCUCAGUAUUUCCUCGAGACCAACUUCCUCUUCCUCAGCGGCCUGGUAUUGGCUUCAUCGAUCGAGGAGUGGGGUCUGCAUCGCAGAAUUGCUCUGAAGGUCCUGAGUAUUGUUGGAGUAAAACCUGCCUGGCUCAUUCUGGGAAUGAUGGCGACUUCCUCCUUCCUGUCCAUGUGGCUCAGCAACACGGCCACGACAGCCAUGAUGCUACCCAUCGCUAAUGCUAUCCUGGAGAGUCUGUUUGGAGACCUGGAAACCCUGAAACAGAAGUGCAAGUCCAGAGAGGAUCCAGACAGCGAUGGAAUAAAUGGUCAGUGUACUGUGAAGUUGCAUCCAUUGCCCUCUGAGCCCAUGGAAAAACAAAUACUGUCAACUGAAAGGAUGGAUGCGACAGAGCAGACUGACAGAAGGACAGCUGAGGAGAUCCGAUCAGAGGCGGAGUAUCAAAUGAAUGUAUGGAAAGGAUUCUUGAUCUGUAUUCCAUACUCAUCCAGUAUCGGAGGAACUGCUACGCUCACCGGCACGGCGCCCAACCUCAUCUUUAUUGGACAGCUGAAAAGCUACUUCCCAGACUGUGACGUGAUCAACUUUGGCUCUUGGUUUGCAUUUGCUUUCCCACUCAUGGUCGUCUUCCUGUUUUUGGGAUGGUUAUGGAUUUCAUAUCUCUAUGGAGGAUUGAAUACACGAUUGUGCUUCAAGAGAUAUGACCAGAGAGCCCAGGCAGAGGCCAGAGCCAGGGCUCUCAUAGAGGAAGAUUACCGGAAACUAGGGCCCAUAAAUUUUGCAGAGGGAGCCAUCUCUUUCUUUUUUGUGUUGUUUGCUGUUAUGCUGUUCACACGAGAUCCUAAAUUUGUCACCGGCUGGUCUGUGUUUUUCAAAAAGGGGUACGUCUCGGAUGCGGUCACUGGUGUGGUCAUUGUGUCCAUAUUGUUCUUCUUUCCCUCACAGAAACCCUCUCUGAGAUGGUGGUUUGACCCUCAAGCUUCAAACACUCCAUAUGUUCCUCUCUUAUCAUGGAAGAAAGCCCAGGACUCUAUUCCCUGGAAUAUCAUUCUUUUACUCGGAGGUGGCUUCGCUAUGGCCAAAGCUUGUGAGGAGUCCGGCCUCGCCGCCUGGAUCGGGGGCCACCUCCAACCUUUAGCCGAGGUCCCUCCUGCUGCAGCUGUGAUGCUCAUCACUGCUUUCCUGGCCACGUUCACUGAGUUUGCCAGCAACACAGCCACGAUUAUCAUAUUUUUACCCGUCAUUGCUGAACUGGCUAACCGCGUGUCAGUGAACCCUCUGUACUUCAUGAUACCUGCCACAGUUGGAUGUUCGUACGCCUUCAUGCUGCCAGUGUCUACGCCACCCAACUCCAUCGCUUUUGCAUCGGGACACCUCAUGGUCAAAGACAUGGUGAAGACUGGCUUUGUCAUGAACAUCCUGGGCAUUCUCUCAGUGGCUCUGGCCAUGAACACGUGGGGCGUCGCUAUGUUUAACUUGAACACGUAUCCGGAGUGGGCUCACGGCGGCAACAACACAGAUGUGCAUCUCUCGUCUGUCGCUUCGCUCAAUGGUACUCUCUGACCACUCACCCGAUCACAGCGUGAGCAUAAAUGGAGUAUCCCAAGGACUGUGUACAGAUUUAACACUAAACAGGGACAAGAGUCUGUCUGUAGAUGUCUGCACGGACACAAAAAUGAAAAAUACAAUGGCUUUUUAAUGAGUUUUUUUUAAUGAGGUUUUAUAUUCAAGCAUGGAGGACCAAACCUGCCGUAAUUAGAAAUUCCCCCAAAAUAAAUGCAAUAAUAAAGAAAGUAAUAAUAAAGAAAAUUAGACUUAAAACUUAGCAAUUUAUGAGUAGAUAUACAAGUUAAUUUAAAGUGUGACUAAAUAUGCCCAGAAAAUGAAUUGAAUACAAUUAAUUAACGUAUUAUUCCUUUUUCUGGAGAAGUUGUUUUUUCCCACGGAAUUGGUCUACUGUCGGAGUUUUUGCAGCAGAUUGAAUAUUUUGUUCUCUAGUUGAGUCGCAAGUAGACGUAGGACAAAUUCCCAAAAUUAUAGACUGGCGGCAAAUAAUAUGUGCGGGAAGUAUCACCGCGCACAGAACACACCAGCAGUGGAAACGUGAAUACUGUAGCUUUUCAGCCACAAUGGGGACAUGAGCUGCAUCGUCCUGCCAUGAUAGUUAUUUGUUAUGAAUCUACCUGCAGCCUCAGAUGGGAUGUGCAUUAAUCAAAUGCACAUCCUAUCAUAAACACCUGAGCUGAUCAGAGCCUCUACCUCUUCCCCCUCUCUCCACAGACCAUGUCUGUGUGUAUCUGUCACAUCUUUAUUACUGCUGUGGCUCUUUCUUUUUUGUUGUUGUAGUAGUUAAUAAUAAUGUAUAUUGUGUGUUUACACAUAACUUAUACGUGUGUGAGAUCAGUUUCCAGACUGUAUAAAUCUGUCACUGGCA